AUGAGAACAAUGCAUUUACAAGUGACUGUGAUAUUAGUAUGUAGCUUUAUGUUUUAUACAGUUUUGGGCAUUUACGUGACCAAUCUAAACGAAGCGUGUAUUCGAUGCCUCUGCCAUGUAGCAGGCUGUGACUUAUCCCAUACAUGUACUGGUGGCUAUUGCGGGCCCUUCUACAUAUCCAGGGUUUAUUGGGUAGACGCUGGGAAACCUACUCUACCCGAUGACAACCCGGAAAGGAGAGAAGCUUAUGAAGACUGCGCAAGAGAUUACUAUUGUUCGGUUAAAAUUAUUGAAAACUACAUGGCGAGAUUUGGCAAGGAUUGCAACGGAGAUGGCGUUACUAACUGCUACGACUAUAUGAUGAUAAACCAUCAUGGCGGACGCGCGUGCUCGUCCCCCCUCUUCCUGUCACAACUUGGCUUGCGUCGGCUCAAACUCUUCCAGCAGUGCAGAUUUAAUUAA
Molecule: messenger RNA, 462 nt
Organism: Leptosia nina
Lineage: Eukaryota; Metazoa; Arthropoda; Insecta; Lepidoptera; Pieridae
Source: the annotation of a GenBank genome assembly